AUGCGUACGUAUCCGCGUGGUUCGCGAUUUCAACCAACGGAGUUGGGGUUGGUGAAGCUUCAUCUUAAGAACAAGGUGGAGAAGAACAUAAGCGGUUUCAUCAAAACGUUGAACGUCUACGGAGACGCGCCGUGGCUUCUCCAUCACGACACGAACCCUCUGUAUAGUAGAAACGAAUGGUACUAUUUUGUUCCGAGGAAGAUAAGAGGUGUCAGGUCAGUGAGCCGGAUGGUACCGAGUAACGGAGAUAGCUUAGGGGGCACGUGGAAGUCAGUAGGUAAGAUAAUAGAAAUAAAGAAGAAUGACAAGGAGUUGAUGGGUUACAAGAGGGUACUAGUGUUCAAAGAGAACGUGGCUGGGAAGUUAGAGAAGGAGAAUGUAACGGCCCGGUUCCUGGCCCAUAAAAAUUUCCCAAAGAAUAUGGGCUUCUCUACGGCCCAUUUAGCAAAACCCUAG
Molecule: messenger RNA, 456 nt
Organism: Brassica napus (rape)
Lineage: Eukaryota; Viridiplantae; Streptophyta; Magnoliopsida; Brassicales; Brassicaceae
Product: NAC domain-containing protein 6-like
Exons: 1
Coding region: 1-456 (151 amino acids)
Biological process (GO): regulation of DNA-templated transcription
Molecular function (GO): DNA binding
Source: RefSeq, a predicted model, not a curated record